Molecule: messenger RNA, 951 nt
Organism: Lactuca virosa
Lineage: Eukaryota; Viridiplantae; Streptophyta; Magnoliopsida; Asterales; Asteraceae
Source: the annotation of a GenBank genome assembly
AUGGAUGACAAUACUAACAAUGAUACUAAGGAUGAUUCAAAUGAUGAUUGUAUGGAGGUAAAGAAGGAGGGAGAAGACAAUCAGAAAAUGAAAGGAACCCGUAAGAGGGAGAAGAAACAAACCUCACCGGUAUGGCAUGUAUUCGAGUUAUUAAAUGAUGUUGUCACAAAAGAUGGAAUUAAGAGAGCAAAAUGCAGAUGGUGUGAUGAGGUGACGAAGUAUGACAGUAGAUAUGGAACCGGGAACUUACAACGACAUAUAAAUAAAUGUUAUAGGCCGGAUAAGCUUAUUGUAGGUCAAAUGUUAUUGGGGAAGGAUAAAGAUUCUUUGAUGUUGAAGUCCUCAAAAUUCAGCAAAGAUAUAUUUCGUGAGAAGUUAGUAAGAGCAAUUGUCAUGCACAACUUACCAUUAUCAUUUGUGGACUAUAGUGGUAUUAAAGAAUUGUUUGAAUAUGUGUCGGAAGAUUUGAAUUUAAUAUGUCGAAACACUGUGAGAUCUGAUAUUGUGAAUAUGCACAAGAAAGAAAUGAACAAGUUAAAAUCGUUUCUAAAGGAAGUACCGGGCCGUAUUUGCUUAACUUCUGAUUUGUGGACUUCUAUUACUACUGAUGGGUACAUUAGCCUUACAGCUCAUUUCAUUGAUGAAAAUUGGAUUUUGCAGAAAAGAUUGUUGAAUUUUUCUGAUAUGCCACCUCCCCACAAUGGAAUUUCAUUGAGUGAAAAAGGUUACUCUAUGCUUGCGGAUUGGGGAAUAGAAGGUAAGUUGUUUUCCAUAACAUUAGACAAUGCUUCCUCGAAUGACACUUUCGUUAAUAUCUUGAAGUUGCAAUUGAAUGUUAGGAAAGCACUUAUUAAAGAUGGUCAAUUUUUUCAUAUAAGAUGUUGUGCUCACAUUCUAAAUUUGAUAGUUCAAGAUGGGUUGAAAGAGAUGAUGGUUGUGUUUCUAAAGUAA